UCUUCUAAAUAAAUUGUAGUUUUAUGCCUAUUUUUUUGAAUUUAUCAGAGGGCGUUGUGCCUUCACUCAAAUCACAACAUGGUUUCAUGUUUCACAUAAAUCAUUAUCGCUCCUUAGCUAAGGUCGUCGUGUGUAUACUUUCUCAAGUUGUGUUCGGUGAGCAGGAGCCAUGUACAGUCCCCACAUCGCUCUUUUAUCGGCCGUGCAGGCAAACGACACACGUCAUCGAGCCAAACUUCGCUUCCAACGCUUACCCACGGAUAACACCUAUACGGAUCCGCGUCUGGAGCAAUUGAUUGUGUAUAGGGCUCUGCUGGAGCACCUGUUGCAGCAGAAGGACCACUACGACCACGAGAGGGAGUUGGAACUGCAACGCUUAGAGCGAUUCCGCUGCGAAGGAGCCAACGAGCGGCGUCUGCAGGUUCAGGAGCAGGUGGUCAAGAAGGCGCAGGCCAUGCUGCCCGGCAUCGUGUUCAAAAUGCGCAACGAGGUGGACAAGCUGAAGCACUUCUUCGAAGUGGACAAGGAACAGGAGCUCCGUCAACUGGACACCGACCUUUACGACCAAUGUAGCGAUCUCCUCAAGAAUUGCCAGCUCACCCUAGAGAAUGUACAAUAAGCGGGCACUUCAACUAUUAUCAUCCUCAUUAACAUUUGCCAUCAGUCAAAUUUAGUUGUGUAAAUAAAAAAAAGUUAUAACCUUUAUAAUAAGGUUCCUAAGUAA
Drosophila ficusphila is the source of this 724-nucleotide messenger RNA. RefSeq lists its product as uncharacterized. Gene Ontology annotation, cellular component: microtubule cytoskeleton; cytosol. Gene Ontology annotation, biological process: post-chaperonin tubulin folding pathway; tubulin complex assembly. Gene Ontology annotation, molecular function: beta-tubulin binding. The transcript has a single exon. Bases 170 to 619 code for a protein of 149 amino acids. The record is from RefSeq and is a predicted model, not a curated record. Lineage: Eukaryota; Metazoa; Arthropoda; Insecta; Diptera; Drosophilidae.